AUGAGUGAAAUUGACAUAUCCGAACCGAGCAGUACAUCGUCCAAUACAACUGAGGAAAUCACUGCAAAUGAGCAUAAGUUAAAUCAAAUAGUGGGAGACUUUUUGAAAGCAUUCGUUGACCUAGGGCGACAUCGUGAAACCGAACCUGUCUUCCACGUAGCGACUCUAUUCUCCAUACUCGAAAACAAUCCUCUAGACCCACUUUAUCAAGACAUUGAUCGCAUCCAAACUAAUUUAAAGUAUGUGUGCGCUGAAAGUCCAACGAAAGAACGAGUGCGUUCAGACUUAAAACAAUUGGUUGCCCAACAUCUCUCUCGUAACCCCGAUAUCGCUGUAGGUGACGAUACUGAAGCGUCCGUUGAACGUGUCAAGUCAGAUUCUCAGCGUCCGAACAAGAGACCAAUCUCCCGCUCAGAAACAGAACCGUCCAAGGUAGUUAAGAAACCACGACGUCGUAAACGAGCACACACCGCUCCACCCGCUCCGCCUGAUCCACCUCCACCGGGAGGAACCUUAUUAGACUGGCAUAAUGAAUGGAACAGUAACGUGGCGGAAAUCCGUGGCGAAAGAACAUCAUCUUCCAGUCUUUUAACAACAGUAGAUCAGUUAUUGCCAAAUAAUCCGAACCUCGAUCUGACCGACACUGACUAUGAUCCGUUCUGUGAGUUUGUUAGCUCUCCAUAUACUGACGGAAAUCCGUGA
Paraglomus occultum is the source of this 702-nucleotide messenger RNA. The record is from the annotation of a GenBank genome assembly. Lineage: Eukaryota; Fungi; Glomeromycota; Glomeromycetes; Paraglomerales; Paraglomeraceae.